Messenger RNA from Syngnathus acus (greater pipefish), 3366 nucleotides. RefSeq lists its product as uncharacterized. The record is from RefSeq and is a predicted model, not a curated record. Lineage: Eukaryota; Metazoa; Chordata; Actinopteri; Syngnathiformes; Syngnathidae. Gene Ontology annotation, biological process: positive regulation of transcription elongation by RNA polymerase II. The transcript has 6 exons. Gene Ontology annotation, molecular function: protein binding. The coding region runs from base 1 to 3366 and encodes 1121 amino acids.
AUGCAGCACUACCAGUUACGGGACUAUGAGAUGAAGCUUCUUGGAGAGCUCCAGAGACAACAACACAGCGCCCAGUUCUGUGAUACACUUUUGCAAACUGAGGGUAUCUCGGUGCCCACUCAUAGCUGUGUUCUAGCGGCGUUUAGUCCUUAUUUCUCUCAGAAGCUGUCAGCCACACCUCCUCCUCCAAAUGGGCAAAAACGUCAGAUCCAGCUUCAGUCUUUGAAGGCCCACACCCUGUUGAAGCUGGUUGGCCUUCUUUACUCAGGAGAGUUGGAGGUAAAAGGAAGUGUAGAACACAGUGAUGUGAUGAAUGCAGUCCAGAAAUUUGGGAUUACACCCCUCAUACAGCGACAGAGAAAUGAGGCUACAAAGGAGAUGGACCCCCAGGAGAACCGGGUCAGGAGUUACAGUAAAUGCUGCACGUUAACAGCUGCUGGUGGGGAGAGUGCUAAAUGCAAGACAAUGAAAGAUUCACUAGCGGAUCCUAAGAUGGCAGGAAUUGGGAAAGAUACACAUUGUUCAGUGGAGAAGACAAGUUGUGUAUCCAUCGGGACACAAACUCCGUUAGAAAAUCGAAGUGAACCUGUAACCCCAGAGCACAUCAAAUGUCAACUUCAAAACAUCCCAUUAGCUACUUGCAAAUCAAGUUCACAUGAACCCUCUGCAUCUGUUACAAAUCCAACGUCAAAUGACCAAGUGUCCAGCAAUCGGUCCUGCAGUUCCAACAAUGACAUGUCCUUCUCCCAGAAGCCUCGGAAUGAAUGUUCUGAUUCCACUGGUAGUACUCUUUUGCUGACUCAAAGAAAGGACAAGAUCAAGACAAGCAGAGUCGAAGCUGAGAAGAUACCAGAAGUUGAAAAUGCCAAUUCUACAGAAAGGAGGCCCGUAUUUGCCAAGAUAGCAAAGAAGAACCUGCCCAAGAUGAAACUGAUGGAGUCAACACAAUUAUCUGUUAAGGUGAAACUGAGGAGAAGGAGGUCAAAAGAAAAACUCUGGGAGGUUGUGUCUAUUCCAGAUGAGGAUGAGACAACGUCAGGGUUCACCCCUUUACCUCAGGAGGCCUCCCCAGCUGCAGCCCAGACUUCCAUUCAUAAACAAGGUGAACCCAGCAACUCCAAUAGACUUCCAUCCCACCCCAGUACUACAUCUGAACGGUCACAUCACGUCAUUGAUUGCACUGCUCCACACCAAAGUGGAACGCUCCAGUCGGCAUCUGUUCCACAGCUUCACAGCCUUUCAGAAGAAUCUGAUGAGCAGAUAGAGAAGUUGUUGGAGGACAUCAUGAUGGGUCUGAACAUUCUGACUGACUUGGGAAGUCCAGAGGGUGACACGGGGCAAAGUAAGAUACUUUCAGCCACCCCUUCAGCUGAAUGUCAGAACGUUGUGGAACGAAGUGACCAGAUACCAACAUACGCAGAGCAAAAUGCCAUUAUUUGGGUGCAGUCACUUAGCAGCAAUCCAAAGAUUUUUCUUAACACAAUGCUCUUUUUUCGUUUUUUUUUGUGUACAGCUCAGAAACAGCUCAACUGUAAAAAUCCGAGUAGCAUGGAAAUCUCAGAGCAACCGUUUAAUUUGGAUCUCUCAUCUGUGAGAUCAUUGGAGCAAAAUUACCGACCAGUCCAGGAGCCGCAUCCCUUGUCUUCGUUUUCGUCACCUUGUUUGAACGAUUUGCGGCUCCCUAGAUGCCUCUCUCCGAUUGAUCCGUUCACUUCAGCAGAAACUGAUAACCUAACCGCUAGCAAUUAUCAAUUGCCUCGCUGUGUGGGACCCUUGCUCAUAGAACAUUCUGGAUUACUUGUUUUUCCAAUUGCUCAUAGAGAAGAUGAACAGCACCCUUUAUUGAAGACACGUCAAAACUGCUGGCGAAAGCCAUUUCUAAAGCAGUUGGAGUCUGAACCACAGCAAAGCCAAAGCUGUAGAACACUACCUUGCAUUAGGAACGCCGUGGGGGCGUGUCCAACUGCUGCUGAAAGAAAGUCUUACCCCAAGAAGAUAAAGCCAACUUUAAUACGUAAAAAAAGUGUUGCUUUCGAUGGUAUUGCACCUCCUAAAAAAAGGAAAGUGUGCGUGGAUUAUCCUCCAGAUGCCAUUGGUUCAAAUUGUAAUGCAUAUCUGAGUACAAAACAACUGAGUGUUUGCUCAGUUAGUUUGUCACAAAACAAUGUCCUGGCAAAAGACAGAAAUAUGGCCAAAGGCUCUCCAAAAUCACCAACCGGUCUUUCAGUCACACAGAAUCAACUGUCAACCACAAGCAACCAUGUGAAAGAGAGAACCAUAACCGUGGAACCUCCAAAAUCGACAAAUACAAGCCAAACGCGCAUCAAGACCAGGGGCUUCCUGAAAACAACUCAAGUGCCUCCAAGCGACACAUGCACACAAAGCUACACCAAUGCAAACGCAAAGGUCCUGAGAUUUCCUAUUGCAUCCAACCAAGUCUGUCUCUUCAAGCUGAAACGUGGCAGACGACCAAAAAACACGAAAGCUCUUUUUUCUCCAAACACUUCUGCUCCAGUCAUAUCCAAGAGUGAAAAUGAGAUGAAAAUUGAAGAGGAAUUGUUCAAGAUAGAUCUGGAAAAGAGUAAUAUAAUGAAAAGAAAAGGCCCCAAAAAUAAGAAAGGAAGGGGAAAGGGGCAGGUGGUUACAAUGAGCGCUGCCAAAACUGACAACAAUGCGUCCAAACAGAAGAUUGCUUUCAGCAAACGGCACAACUUAAAAAAGAAAUCAGUUAGCCAAGAAGUUGGUAAAAAACGGCACAACUUCAAAAAGAAAUCAGUUAGCCAAGAAGUUGGUAAAAAGUCCUUCAAUGGAGAUGAUCAUAUAGACAUCGUCAGAAUUCCGCUUCAGGAAGAAACUUCUGCAAAUGUCAAUGUUUCCGUUGAUGUGAAUCACUGUCAAAUUCUCAAGCAAUCACCAGAUGAGAAGGACAGAUUACAAGAACAAGACUCCGAGAGCUCUUUUAGAAAGAGGACCACUUUCUUAACUGCUGAGCAUCCUUCUUUGGAUGAGGCCAAAGAAUCAUUUACUCAACAUUCUGAGAGGGACCAAGCACAGAAGACCCCCAUACAAGGACUAACGCCUGUUGUGAUGCCACCUCAAGAAAACAACCCAGAUUGCUCUCUUUGUGACAGACAUCCAUGUCCACAAAAUCAAGCAUCCUUGGAGCCUACCGUGAACCCCCAAAUCAGUACAUGUCUGUCUGAAUGCAAUAAAGAAGAUAUCAUUGAGGUAGACGAUAUACUCUCUUCCCCAGAAAAGAUACUUUUAAUCAGCCAGCACGAGUGCAUACUUGUUGAUGCUGAUACUGAUACUACACCAAGUGAAGAGGAGGAAGAAAUCGACGUGACGGGCGAUGAGUUAGACUGA